Messenger RNA from Prosopis cineraria, 1929 nucleotides. RefSeq names its product endoglucanase 16. The transcript has 8 exons. The record is from RefSeq and is a predicted model, not a curated record. Gene Ontology annotation, molecular function: hydrolase activity, hydrolyzing O-glycosyl compounds. Gene Ontology annotation, biological process: carbohydrate metabolic process. Lineage: Eukaryota; Viridiplantae; Streptophyta; Magnoliopsida; Fabales; Fabaceae. Bases 89 to 1549 code for a protein of 486 amino acids.
AGCUUCAUCGUUUCUUAUAUUUUACCCUGUUCAUCACCUCGUACGUAAUUUUGUGUUUUAGGUUAUCGAAAGAUUCGUUCUGGGGUUAAUGGGUAUUCGUAGAUCGUCAUUGGCCAUAAUAAUAUUGACAUGGCUUUCUGUGUUUGAAGGAUGUUUAAAUGUCGUCCAUGGCGACUUUAAUUAUAAAGAAGCUCUCACCAAGUCCCUCAUAUUUCUAGAGGCUCAACGCUCAGGGAAACUCCCUCCCAAUAACAGAGUCCCUUGGAGGGGAGACUCAGCACUUGACGACGGAAAACUCGCUAAUGUGGACCUUUCUGGAGGAUAUUAUGAUGCAGGAGAUAAUGUCAAAUAUGGUCUGCCCUUGGCUUUCACAGUCACUACUCUUUCAUGGGCUGCGGUAUAUUUCAAGGACGAGAUUCAAGCUGCGAAGGAGAUGGAUAGUGUUCGUGACGCCAUUAAGUGGGGCACCGAUUAUCUUCUCAAAUGUGCUUCCCGACGCGAUCGAUUAUACGUGCAGGUGGGGGACCCAGAAGAGGAUCACCAUUGUUGGGUUCGACCAGAAAAAAUGAAGACAAAACGAACAGUUUUGCAGAUUGGUGAAGGCACGCCCGGUUCCGAGAUCGCAGCAGAAACUUCAGUAGCAUUGGCUUCUUCUUCCGUUGUUUUCAGAAGUGUAGAUCGUGCCUAUGCUCGUCGUCUUCUCAACAAGGCCAAACUGCUUUUCAAAAUGGCAAAAACCCACAAGGGAACUUAUGAUGGAGAAUGUCCCUUCUACUGCUCUUUUUCUGGCUACAAUGAUGAGUUGUUGUGGGCAGCAACAUGGCUAUAUAUUGCAACCAAGAAGCCAAUGUAUUUGACGUAUAUUCAAGAGGAAGCCAUAAGUGCUUAUGUGAACGAGUUUAGUUGGGAUCUUAAAUAUGCAGGAGCUCAAGUUCUUAUCACCAAGUUACUUUUCGAAGGAGUACCGAAAUUGGAGACAUUCAAAUAUCAAGCCGAUAGUUUCAUAUGCUCCGUCCAUCCCGAGAGUCCCUACAGUCAGAUUAAAUUAACUCCGGGUGGCGUCGUUCACUUGAGGGAUGGAGCCAACACGCAGUAUGUGACCGGCACGGCAAUGAUAUUCACCCUCUAUGGCGAUAUUCUGGAAGAACACAAGCAAAAAAUCACCUGUGGAACCAAACAAUUCGCCGCGGCUGACCUCUUCAACUUCGCCAAAAGCCAGAUGGAUUACAUUCUGGGGAAGAAUCCGGAAGGAAGAUCAAUAAUGGUGGGAUUCGGGAACAACCCGCCAAAGCAAGCGCACCACAGAGGAGCGUCGGUGCCGAUGACGUCGGCAAACGAGGAGGUAGACUGUCCGGCGAGCUUCAUCAAAUGGUUACAACACGACGGACCAAACCCUAACGAGCUCACCGGCGCCAUCUUGGGAGGGCCCGACAAAAACGACCACUUCGACGACAAACGUACCGAUUCUGCAGCCACCGAACCAUGCACCUACGUCAACUCUCUUGCCGUCGGUCCUCUCGCGAAGCUCGCAUCUAUUUAUAAUAAAUAAUUUAAUAUUAAUUGUUUUCCCAAAGAAGAAAAAAAAAAGAAUACACAGUACGAUACAUCUACCAGCUAUACCACAAACUUGAAAGCAUUUGUUCAUUACCUGUUUGGUGGGCCGCUGCUGGCCUCAAAUUUGGUAAGCAUCGAGACAAUUAUAUUCGCUUUUCAUUAUUACUUCAUGUACGCCUUGGAGAUUUUGGAUACGGGCAUAUAUUUACAUUCCAUUUACACGCAAGGACUAACUAAUUCUCAUGUAGUUUUGAUUUCCUAGCUUUAUUGUAUUGUUCUUUCACCGAGCCACUGUGAUUUGGCUUUGGCUUGGGAAAUUUAUGUAAUUUACGUAUUGAGGACGGAUAUAUUAUAUAUAAUACAUCAGCUUCAAUA